ACACCCACUGCCACCUGGCGUUCAGCCCGAUACAGACCGAGCUGGCCCAGGAGCUGUGCAGGGAGUACUCCAUGCCCGCGGACGUCUCGACGGCCGUGUUCAUCGACGGGGAGGCCGCCUACAAGAGCAGCUCCGCGGUCCUCCGGGCGCUCCGGCACAUCAAGCACCCUUGGAGCGGGGUGGCCCUCGUGGCGCUCGGCGUGCCGCCGUUCAUCAGGGACGCCGCGUACGGCCUCUUCGCCAGGAAUCGCGGCGCGAUCUGGAAGGGCGUGAAGAGGGUGACAGGGAUGGGCGACACUGUGAUGACAGACGUCAGGCACCACUGCUACGGACUGAAGGACGACCUGCCCGAGGGUUGGGGCUUCUCCAGCGAGCAGCUCGUCCCGACGAAAGUUGGGUCUAGUUAA
This is a messenger RNA of Prorocentrum cordatum, 407 nucleotides long. The record is from the annotation of a GenBank genome assembly. Lineage: Eukaryota; Dinophyceae; Prorocentrales; Prorocentraceae.